Messenger RNA from Phoenix dactylifera (date palm), 1062 nucleotides. RefSeq names its product kinetochore protein SPC24 homolog. Gene Ontology annotation, biological process: regulation of chromosome segregation. Lineage: Eukaryota; Viridiplantae; Streptophyta; Magnoliopsida; Arecales; Arecaceae. The record is from RefSeq and is a predicted model, not a curated record.
UCUGUCAGCACCCCGUUCUCCCCCUUUCCCUAACCUAGUAGGGCACGGAAGGUUUUCCGAAACCCGGCGGCGGACGGCGGCGGGCGGCGGACGGCGGCGGUGGAUAUAUAGUGGCGGCGGCUCCGCCACUGGAGGAGUGAACUUGGGGGAAGGGGAGGGACUUAAAGAUUGGAUUUUUAUUCAUCAAAGAGUGGGAAUUCUCUCGUCCGCGGUGGGUUUCUGGUGUUUUAUGAUGGCGAAUGCUGGUAAAAGAGUCGACAUUCAGAAUCUUCUCUCGCUGGGGGAUGAUCUUGUUGGAGUCCUCAAGAAUAAGAAGGAUGGUGAUAGCUUGAUGCAAUCGCUGGAGGGAGCUAAGAUGAUCCGCUCCUCGUGUCAGUCGGAUUCCCAGGAGCUACGAAGCUUAUUAGAAGACUAUCAAAAAAAGAUGAAUGCAUAUCAGGAGAAGAUAAAGAAGGUAAAAUGUGAAACGAUUGCUGAUGCUGAAUUAGAACAACUUCAAAAUGAAUUGGAAGAUAAACUUCAAGAGGAACGGCUGCUUUGUCAGGAAUUAAGGACAAUCAGUGAUGACCUUGGUGAUUUGGAACAUCAGAGGUUUUCAAUUGAAGAACGAAAAGAAAUAAUCAAGAAAAAAGAGAAAGACAUAUCGACUGCACAAGAUUUGCUUUCUAUGUGUGCUUCAGUGACAAGUAUCAUCCCAAAUUUAGAAGACAAGGGCAAGAUUUCUGGCUAUGUUGUGGAGAGAAACAAGAAGAAAGUUGAGAAAUUUGAGUUCGAGCUCACAGCAUCUCCAACAGAGGUAUUGAACAGAUUGUGGAAGAUUGCAUAGUUGAUUCAUCAUCCAGUUCCUGAUGGCAUAGUUGAGGCAUCGCCAAGUUACUGUUCAUUUUCAGCUGUUCAUAGUCUUAUGUAUGAAUCUUAUGUCAGCUUCCUGCUUUUUUUUUUGUUGAGGUUGGGGAGGUGGUGAUCGUGUUAGCUUGUCGAGUCAUACUAUGAUGAAUGGCAAAGGAAUGUGGACUUAGCCAUCAGACUUCUGCUGCUUAAUAUCAGUAUUUGUUAAUUUCA